CAUUUUUACAGGGAAGCUUGCUGGAGGGAGACAAUCCUAUCACACAAGGACCUUAACGAAUUACGGAAGUUUUUGGUGAAACCUAGUGUUUCUUUUACAGUUUCUGAUUCCAAAUGAGAAUAUACACUUUUCUGUGUUGGAUAUGCUGGGUAAGAUUUGGGUAUUUAAAUUUUCCAUCGAAAAGCAAUGGAGGGUCUAAAAAUCCCGAGAAUAAUAGAACAUGUCUUGAAUUCUCAAAGUCAAAUGCAAUGAAUUCCUUGAAAGAUUUAUUUUAUCCCACAGUAAAGAUAAAUCUGCUGAUGUACUCAAGGAACAAUGCUAAGUGUGCAGAACCACUCUUUGAGUCUAAUAACUCAGUUAAUGCCCGUUUCAACCCAUCGAAGAAAACCAUCUGGAUUAUUCAUGGGUACAGGCCGCUUGGUUCCACCCCAAUGUGGAUACAUAAGUUUACUAAGGCCUUUUUGAAACAGGAAGAUGUGAAUCUCAUUGUCGUAGACUGGAACCAGGGCGCUACGACUUUUAUUUACGGUAGAGCGGUUAAAAAUACAAGAAAAGUUGCGGAGAUUUUGAGAGAGUACAUUGAAAAUCUUUUGAUCCAUGGAGCAUCUCUUGACAAUUUUCAUUUCAUUGGCAUGAGCUUAGGGGCUCAUAUUUGUGGCUUUGUAGGAAAGCUAUUUCAGGGUCAACUUGGAAGAAUUACAGGCCUUGAUCCAGCUGGACCAAAAUUUUCUGGAAAGCCAUCAAAUUGCAGAUUAGAUUAUACAGAUGCAAAGUUUGUAGAUGUUAUCCACUCUGACUCCCAAGGUUUUGGUAUUCUAGAACCAUCGGGACACAUUGAUUUUUAUCCAAAUGGUGGGAGAAAUCAGCCAGGUUGUCCUACAUCUCUUUUGUCAGGAAUGGAUUACAUUAAAUGUGACCAUCAGCGAGCAGUUCACUUGUUCCUGGAAGCUUUUGAAACAAACUGCAAUUUUGUUUCAUUUCCAUGUCGUUCCUACAGAGAUUACAAGAGUGGUUUGUGUGUGGGCUGUGGGAAUCUUUACAAAGACUCCUGCCCAAGACUUGGUAUUCAAGCUAAUCUAUGGAAAGAGGAGUUGAAGAAAAAAACAGAGGAAUGGCCUCUAAGGACCACUGCAUUUUUGGAUACCAGUAGCCAAAAUCCAUUCUGUACUUAUUAUUUUGCUCUCAAUAUAGUCGCUUUGAAUGAAACUAUGAAGAAUGGCUCACUUUCAUUUGGUUUAUUAAAGGACCUUGGAGUAUUGGAAUACCCGAGGCUCUAUGUGAAGACCAUGCCAUUUGCUAAUCUUCAAGAAGUUAAGAUUCUUGCUCAGUUCGUAAAUGAUAUUGUGAAUAUUUCCCGCAUUUCCAUGACAUAUUAUCAGUCCACAAGUCCUUUCUGUCCCACAUGCGAGUACAGAAUAAAGAGUCUCGUGUUUAAAUCUCUCACACAUCCAGAAAGACCACCAAUUUGUAAGUAUGAUUUUGUACUUAAAGAAAGAGCCAGGAUAGAUCUUCAACCAGAUGAGUGUAAGAAACAGACGGGGUGAACGCCUUCUUUCUUCCAGUUUAAAUUAUGGACUGAGAAAAUUGUCAACUGGAGCAAUGUAAGCAGGCACAGACUAGAAUGGCUAGUCAAUCUGUGAUUAGGUAUAUCCAUUUUAAUACAUUUUAAAGAAUAAAAAUUAGAAAACAAAGUGUGCACACGCCAAAAAUGCAUUCUGCAUAUAUCCUAAAGCUGUUGUUUCUCCUUACCUGCUUCCUAAGUGAAAUUCAACAUCAAAUGUUUACAUCUGCUACUUAGCCUACUAAUAAGUGAGUAUGUUAAAGCACAGUUCCUAAGGAAAAUGAGAAGCUUUUUGAGUGCUUUGCAGUGGGGCAAAUUCAGUAUCACUGAACAUCUCUAUUAUGGAAAAACAGUUUUUUACAUUCGAAAAUAUGUUUAGUGAAAUAAGUUGAGAUUAUGUGAAUCUUGUGAAUAUGAAGAACUUGUUAUGCACUGCAAAUAACGACGUUGUGCUAGGGUGCUCAAUAAAUUAAUAUUUUAUGCACCUACCUGGCUUAAGAUGAAAUCCUU
Molecule: messenger RNA, 2071 nt
Organism: Rattus norvegicus (Norway rat)
Lineage: Eukaryota; Metazoa; Chordata; Mammalia; Rodentia; Muridae
Gene: Lipi
Product: lipase I
Exons: 11
Coding region: 114-1544 (476 amino acids)
Biological process (GO): phosphatidic acid biosynthetic process; lipid catabolic process; lipid metabolic process
Cellular component (GO): extracellular region; plasma membrane
Molecular function (GO): carboxylic ester hydrolase activity; glycerophospholipase activity; lipase activity
Source: RefSeq, marked provisional